Carassius auratus (goldfish) is the source of this 897-nucleotide messenger RNA. RefSeq names its product interferon alpha-inducible protein 27-like protein 2A. Gene Ontology annotation, biological process: release of cytochrome c from mitochondria; intrinsic apoptotic signaling pathway. Gene Ontology annotation, cellular component: mitochondrial membrane. Bases 128 to 538 code for a protein of 136 amino acids. The transcript is spliced from 4 exons. The record is from RefSeq and is a predicted model, not a curated record. NCBI's taxonomy places the organism in Eukaryota, Metazoa, Chordata, Actinopteri, Cypriniformes, Cyprinidae.
UUUCCCGCCCUUGAGAUGUUUCGGUUUUGUCACGUCAUUACUUCUUGUGCAGCGUACAUCACAGCGGCACAAAUCCGUGUGCAUAUAAAAAAAAGCACCAUUCUCGUUCUGUACGAUCUUUUAGACCAUGAAACGUGGACUGUUCACCAUAAUCGGGGUCACAGCAGGGGCAGUCGGUGCGGUUGCAUUGGCCCCGCUGGCACUCACCAUGGCUGGAUUCACCUCUGCAGGUAUAGCAGCAAGUUCUUUGGCUGCCAGCAUGAUGUCAUCAGCAGCCAUUGCCAAUGGAGGUGGUGUGGCUGCAGGAAGUUUGGUCGCUCUCCUCCAGUCUGCAGGUGCUGCUGGACUGUCUGCAGGUUUGACAGCAGCCGUGGCAUCUGUGGGUGGAGCUGCAGGGGCUGUAAUAGGUGGAGCUGCAGAUUUGCUCUCUCAUUCCAGGGGUCCACCUUCACUUGAGAAUGAAGAUGAUGGAGAUGAAGAACAGGAGGAUGCAGAGAUGAUGAAUUUGCAAGAGGCCAAAGAGCUUAUGCCAAAAUAAGGGCCUCUGAUAAUAACAGAUAACAAUGCGUUUGUGUGAGCACUUUGUGUGCACAUGUUAAUUUUAUGCUUGUACAGGUAAAAUGUGCAUGUAUAAGGUGGUUGAAGAUCACUUUUUUUAUUAAAUAAUUAAAGCAUGGUUUUAAUAUGAGAAAUUGUAAUUAAAAGGAUUUGUGUCCUUGAAUUCUGUUAUGUACCUUUUUAAUACUUUCUAGGCUGAUUUGAAACAAUCUCUAUUUUAUAAAACACUACAAAAUGAAGGUGACUUGACUUAAUUAACUGUCUAGUCAUUUAAAGUAGUUUGAACAAUUGUCAUAAUGCUGUUAUUUGCAACCUAAUAAUAAAAAAUGAAAAAAGAAA